Saccostrea cuccullata (small rock oyster) is the source of this 1235-nucleotide messenger RNA. RefSeq lists its product as uncharacterized. The record is from RefSeq and is a predicted model, not a curated record. Lineage: Eukaryota; Metazoa; Mollusca; Bivalvia; Ostreida; Ostreidae. The transcript has 5 exons. The coding region runs from base 156 to 1235 and encodes 359 amino acids.
CAAAAAAUAAAGUAAAAAGCGGUAAAGAUGAAGGAAAAGAAUUUCUAACGGAUCUAAGAAGAGAAGGGGAGGCUGUACAUUACAGAGGAAGAUCACAGGACAGUGUAGAUCACGUGACGUGGCUCUGGAGAUACGGAAAUUUGGAGAGACCAGACAUGGUGAGAUCCUGCAUAGGUCUACAUCCACACUGGGACAUUUACAUCAUCGACAACAAAGCUUACAGAAAACCAAGUAAAAUCCAUAGCUAUCCGGCAGAAGUCAGAUGCCAACUGUAUUGUUUACUUAUAUCUGAGAAAUAUCGGAUUAGUUCCAUUGAACAAUCAUACAGAAUCAUAAUGGCAAAAGUCAGACAAAGGUAUUUCCCUGAUAUUACUGAUGACGGCAGAGUAGAUCUUCCUGAUGGAAUCACAGAAACACGUGACGGUGUGAUAACCUUUAUAUCAGACGACAUCCGACAUGACGUCAUGUACGCCUUUGUUACGGAGUGUCUGGUGGAGGACAGUGAUCUGGAGUUUUUCCUGACCACGGCGUCACGUGACGUGAUAUCAGAAUACUGCCGGUCCUGGGAUUAUGAGAGGAGGGAGGGAGAGAGAUGUCUGUUUGUACCGGACAGACCGGAGAAGAUGUACGACCUCUUCAUAGACAAACUACAGCUGGACAUCAUCAGACACUGUACCGUGUCUGACAGGGGGAUUCAUGACAUGAUCAGUACACGUUUGGGAGUCCCGAAAGAAAUACUACGAUGGGACCAGAAGGCCAGAGAGCGGUAUGUGGAGUACGCUAAGAGAGGAACACAGACAGUCCACCACGCCCGGGGGAUGAUUGUAGGAUGUGCUGGGGCUGGGAAAACUACCCUACUUAAACGUCUGCUUGGUAGUAGUGGAGAAGAGAUUAAGGAUGUAAAAUCUACGGAGGGAUUGGAGGUGCAUGAGGAAAUAUUUGAUAUAUGUGAUGAAACAAAAUCAUUAAAAGCAAGAAAUAUCAACACAGAUGAUAAAAAUGAAGAAAGUUUUGCUACAAAUAUAAACUCAAAAACCUUGACAUUCUUUGACUUUGGAGGACAGUGUGCGUAUUACGCCUGUCACCAAAUUUACCUGACCAGGAGAGCUUUCUAUGUCGUGGUGGUGGACGCCUCUAAACGUCUUGACCAGAAGGUGGAUAAGGCAGUGUGUGACCAAGAUGGUAGUGUCUUUCAUGGAUGGACGUAUGGAGGGUUACUCUCAGAUGGCUGUUGA